Messenger RNA from Pyricularia grisea, 1122 nucleotides. RefSeq lists its product as uncharacterized. NCBI's taxonomy places the organism in Eukaryota, Fungi, Ascomycota, Sordariomycetes, Magnaporthales, Pyriculariaceae. The record is from RefSeq and is a predicted model, not a curated record. Gene Ontology annotation, molecular function: 3-methyl-2-oxobutanoate hydroxymethyltransferase activity; magnesium ion binding. The coding region runs from base 1 to 1122 and encodes 373 amino acids. Gene Ontology annotation, cellular component: mitochondrion. The transcript has 2 exons. Gene Ontology annotation, biological process: pantothenate biosynthetic process.
AUGCACCCGCCCGCAGCCACAAAUGCCCUGGCCCGGUCGUGUACCUCAGUGGCUUCCACAUUGGUCAGGGGUCGCGCGAUCGACUUGCUCAGGAUACAACAGCCAUGCCGCGCUUUGAGCAGCAUUGCAGCCUCACCGGCAAGACCUUCAACCCGCCCAGUCCAGGCGUCUACUGCGACCUCACAGAACCCGCAGCAACAACAACAAUGCAGACAUAGCUCGCAUUCACCAAUGGGUUCACCUAUUGCCAACCAGCGCAAGAAGGUAACCCUCGGUACCCUGCGUUCCCUCUACAAAAAAGGAGAACCAAUCACCGUCAUGACGGCGCAUGACUUUCCCAGCGCCCAUGUCGCCGAUGCUGCCGGCAUGGACAUCAUUCUCGUGGGCGACAGCCUGGCUAUGGUCGCCCUUGGUAUGGAGGAUACCAGCGAGGUCGUGUUGGAGGAGAUGUUGCUGCACUGCCGUUCGGUCGCAAGGGCCACAAAAUCCGCUUUCACUAUUGGCGACCUUCCUAUGGGCUCAUAUGAGGUUUCACCCGAACAAGCUCUUCAGACAGCUAUCCGCUUCGUCAAGGAAGGCCGGGUGCAGGGAAUCAAGAUCGAAGGCGGUCGGGAGAUGGCGCCGACGAUUCGCAAAAUCACUGGAGCUGGCAUUCCCGUCCUCGGCCAUAUUGGUCUGACUCCCCAACGCCAACACUCGCUCGGUGGAUUCCGGGUUCAAGGCAAAACAUCUGCUGCAGCCCAAUCCCUCCUGCAAGAUGCCCUAGCAGUGCAAGAAGCCGGGUGCUUUGCCACGGUCGUCGAAGCCGUCCCCGCCGAGGUCUCUGCCCUGUUGACUAAGAAGCUGUCCAUCCCUACCAUUGGUAUCGGCGCGGGCAAUGGCUGCUCUGGACAGGUCCUGGUGCAGAUCGACAUGACUGGCAACUUCCCGCCUGGCCGCUACCUGCCUAAGUUUGUCAAGAAGUACGGAGACGUUUGGGGAGAGUCGAUGAGGGCGAUCGAGGCUUAUAGAGAUGAGGUGAAGAGCAGAGCCUAUCCUGGCCCCGAGCAUACGUAUCCGAUGCCAAGCGAGGAGCUGGCUGCGUUUAAAGCCGUGAUUGAGGGUGAGAAGAGUUUGGAAUAG